Messenger RNA from Brassica napus (rape), 835 nucleotides. RefSeq names its product COP1-interacting protein 7-like. NCBI's taxonomy places the organism in Eukaryota, Viridiplantae, Streptophyta, Magnoliopsida, Brassicales, Brassicaceae. The record is from RefSeq and is a predicted model, not a curated record. The annotation marks the transcript as partial. The transcript has a single exon.
AUCGCUGAGAAGAGUUCUGGUAGUAGUGUAUCAAGUCCCGUAACCUCCAAGAAAACUCCUGCUGGAGCCAAAACCGUGAAGACCAUGAAGAAGGAGAAGAUCCCUGAAGCUGUGACACAGUCCAAGGCUAAGCCGGUGCUGAGAAGCUCCACCAUUGAGCGCCUUGCUGUUGCCAGGACAGUACCAAAGGAAACGCAACAAAAACCAGUCACUAAAAAAGCAUCAAAACCUUUAGGAACAAGACAGAAAAAACCUCAAGAGAAGAAACCUAGUAAAAAAAGUCCGGGACUUUCUCGUGACCCGAGUCUCGAAAUCAAGGAAACAGUUGAAGAAGAAACACAGUCUUACUUGCCGGUGAAGCAAGCUGAUGAACUUCUUCCUGCUGCUUCUCCUCUUGAUGAGUUCAAAGACAUUAAAGUGAUGCAUAGCUUGCCGAAUGAAACCAUCAGAAACAAGAUCAGACUAAGUUCACUGGUUUUCGUCUCAAUCGUUGUAAACCAACCAGAUGUCAACUACCACAUCGAUAUUUUAUUUGGUUUAAAUAUCAAUAUUUGUUUAAUUAAACUUAGGGUUUGAUGUUACUUGCUCUGUUCAAAUGUGUAAUUGCGAACAGUACAAUUGCAUGCGUUUGAUACCCGAUUAUAGAAAUCAAUAUGUGUCAUUUCCUAAGGGUUUAAAUUGUUCUAAAUAAAUCAAAGAGUCUGGAGAUGAUUAAAUUGGAUGGGGUUUCCAAAUGUAGAUAUCUAUCUUUCCACAUCUGAAACUAAACAGAAUUAAUAAACUAAUAUAAACAUAAUGGAAAUAUAAAAAAUGACAAAACAUAAAAUACAUUUAA